CCUGCGGGACUCGCCUUUGGGGUAGUGCGCCAGUGAGUGGGCGGGGCUCGGGAGCCUGUGAAUAGGCGAAGCUUUUGGAGUACGUAGUUGAGAGUUAAGAGAUCGCAUCAGAAUUGUAGGCCUGAGGGGCUGCUGAUUUCCGGCACUGCAAUGAAUUCAAUUGGAAAUAAUAUAUUUGAUGAUUUUGGAGACAUGAAAGGGGAUUCAGAUAUGUUUAAUGGGUGCAGCAAAAUUGCAAUUGGUGUUCAGAAUGAAGCAGCUUUGCUUGCAUUGAUGGAAAAGACCGGUUACAGCAUGGUUCAAGAAAACGGACAGAGGAAAUUUGGUGGCCCUCCUCCUGGUUGGGAAGGACCUCCACCUCCACGAGGCUGUGAAGUGUUUGUAGGAAAAAUCCCUCGUGAUAUGUAUGAAGAUGAACUGGUUCCUGUUUUUGAAAGGGCUGGAAAAAUAUAUGAGUUUAGGUUGAUGAUGGAAUUUAGUGGUGAGAAUAGAGGGUAUGCUUUUGUCAUGUACACAAACAAAGAAGAAGCCCUGCUAGCUAUUCGGAUUCUAAAUAAUUAUGAAAUUCGUCCAGGAAAGUUUAUUGGAGUCUGUGUGAGUUUAGACAACUGCAGACUAUUUAUUGGCUCUAUCCCAAAGGAAAAGAGAAAAGAAGAAAUUUUGGAUGAAAUGAUUAAAGUAACAGAAGGAGUAGUCGAUGUUAUUGUGUAUCCUAGUGCAACAGAUAAAACAAAAAAUCGUGGUUUUGCUUUUGUGGAGUAUGAAUCUCACAGAGCGGCUGCAAUGGCACGAAGAAAGCUCAUUCCAGGAACGUUCCAGUUAUGGGGACACACAAUACAAGUCGACUGGGCAGAUCCAGAGAAAGAAGUUGAUGAAGAAACAAUGCAGAGAGUAAAGGUUUUGUAUGUUAGAAACCUAAUGAUAUCGACAACCGAGGAAACACUUAAAGCUGAAUUCAACAAAUACAAACCAGGAGCUGUUGAACGUGUGAAAAAAAUACGAGACUACGCCUUUGUGCACUUUUUCAGCCGAGAUGAUGCCAUUACUGUUAUGUCACUAAUGAAUGGAAAGUGCAUUGAUGGAGCAAGGAUAGAAGUAACACUGGCAAAACCAGUGAAUAAAGAAGCAGCCUGGAGGCAAAAUGGAAAUAGUCAACUGAAUCCUAAUCCUGAAUGCCUACUGAAUUUUGCAAGUAAAGAAGGGUCCCAGAAGGCUCUUGAUAUGUGUUCAAGUCUGCCAGUCUUUUUGAAUAAUCAAAACAGUCCAGCAAUCCUAGAACCAGAAAGGUGCACCUAUCCUCGUCUUCCCGGAACAAAAUUAACGCCAAUUAAUUUGUAUUCGUUGAAGAUAAAUAAUUUCCAUUCCGCAGUGAUGCACCUGGAGUAUGUCUGUAACCAAAAUAAUUGUCCACCUCCUGAAUAUUAUUUGUAUUCCACUACAAGUCAAGAUGGGAAAAUGCUCUUGGUUUAUAAGGUUGUAGUGCCCGCCAUUACAGGUAACACCAACAGCUACUUUAUGCCAGACAAACUAUGCACAACUGUAGAAGAUGCCAAAGAACUGGCAGCUCAGUUUACACUAAUACAUUUAGGUUACAGUUCCCAUCAUAGUUCAGCCAAAAAUAUUUCUUUGCCAAGCACUGCUGCCACAUCUGGAACGUCAGGUGUCCUCCCAUAUACACCAAAAUCGCACUCCUAUUCCGGCUACCCAUCGUCACAAAAUGUUUCUAUGACUAACGGAGGCAGUAUGGGACAGCAACUUUAUGUCUCUAACCAAGCUUCUUAUUUCUCAAGAUAAGCCUGUAACUUAAACCGUUUGUUUAAUCUUCUUCUACUUGUACUUGCAAGUGCUGAAAAUCUUUUAUUUGUAAAAUAUUUAUUCAGUUUAUUAAUUUUAGGUAUAUGCACUUGCUUCCAAAGCUGUGAUAUCUUUAGGAAGUUUGUUGUUUAUUUAUGUUUAAGAAUGUUUGCAGUUUACUAUUAUGACAAAUAUGCAGUUCCAUUUCACUUUUUUUUAGUGUUGUUGGAUUUAUAAAAUGUACCUUCAAAUGUAAAUGUUAACGCGCCAGUUCUGUACGUUUUAAUUCUGUUGUGGCGUUUUAAAGAAAAACCAAAUGCUGUUAUUUUUUUCAUUUGCAUAGUACAAGAAAAUGGAAUUUUAAUCAACUUUCCAAUAUACCUUCAUUAAAAAUGUUCCUUUGUUUUAA
Messenger RNA from Xenopus laevis (African clawed frog), 2203 nucleotides. RefSeq names its product RNA binding motif protein 46 L homeolog (gene rbm46.L). Gene Ontology annotation, cellular component: cytoplasm. Gene Ontology annotation, molecular function: nucleic acid binding; RNA binding. Lineage: Eukaryota; Metazoa; Chordata; Amphibia; Anura; Pipidae. The transcript has 5 exons. Bases 151 to 1794 code for a protein of 547 amino acids. The record is from RefSeq and is a predicted model, not a curated record.